Molecule: messenger RNA, 1698 nt
Organism: Vespa velutina
Lineage: Eukaryota; Metazoa; Arthropoda; Insecta; Hymenoptera; Vespidae
Product: zinc finger protein squeeze-like
Exons: 3
Coding region: 522-1631 (369 amino acids)
Biological process (GO): regulation of DNA-templated transcription
Molecular function (GO): RNA polymerase II cis-regulatory region sequence-specific DNA binding; DNA-binding transcription factor activity, RNA polymerase II-specific
Source: RefSeq, a predicted model, not a curated record
CGUAUGGAGAAUGUCAGUUGAUCUUCGUCGGUCGUCUCGAUAGGAUCAUUAACGUGUGUCUUUAUUAAUCGAGUUAAACGCAAUGCGUGUUACGAUACAAUGAUUAAGAUAAAUCUUGAAUAAUUAAUAUUAUAAUAAAUAUUUUUUGAUAGUUCUUUUUCGUACGCGCGCGCGCGCGUGUGUGUGUCCGUGUGUGCGUGUCCGUAUGUGCGCGCGUGUGUAUGUGUAUGUAUGUAUGUAUGUAUAUGUGUGUAUAUAUGUAAGCGUGUAUGUGGAUGUAUGCGUGGGUGUGUUUGUGUGUGCGUGUGUGUGAAGGCUCACGCAAGAACGAUAAGUGCGAACGAUAAGUGUGGAAGAUUUUUCUUUUUCCUCUUUCCACUGCUCUUAAAAAAAAAAAAAUAAGAAGAAAUAAAAAAGUAAAAAAAAAAAAAAAAAAAAAAAAAAAGAAAAAACAGGAAAAACAAAAGAAAAGGAAGUACGAGAGUUUUACCUGAUAUUUAUUUGUUGCGAUUAGACAUAAGAUGAGGGUGAAGACCGUGCCGAGACAUAUGAUCUUACAAAAUGACUUAAGUGCCACGUCGAGCUCCGAAAAUGCGAAUUCCAUGAAUUCAAUAGAAAAUAAUCGUGAGGAGAAUGUAAUUUCGAGCGAUUCUCUGAGAAUGAAAGACGUGUCAGAAUUGAGAGAGGUAUCAUGUUUGACAGCUGGCAAAUAUAUUACAUCGAACGAAACGUUCUUCGUUGACGCAGUAGCUGGACCUUCGACCUGUCAAUGUUUCAAAUGGUACACCAUAGAAAAAACGAAGCAAUUCCCAAUCGUAGAUGAGAAGAACGAUUUGGAAGUAAUAGAUCUAUCUAUUCGCGAUUGUAACCUUCAAACCGUUGGGAAUGUUAAAGUUAAUGAAAACGAGGAAAUGGAUGGUUUUGAAAAUCCUGAUGAUCCAUCCUCGUAUUCAUCGUCAAUCGAUCCGGAUGAUAAAUUAAAGGAUACCUUCCUUUAUAAGAUCAUGACUGAUCCAACAUUUUUAGAGAAUAUUCAAAAGAACAAGCAACAACAACAACAGCAACAACAACAGCAACAGCAACAAUUGAUGCAGUUGCAGCAGCAGCAACAACAACAACAACAACAACAACAACAACAUUAUCGAGAGGAACAGCAACAAGUGCAACAGCAACAACAAUAUCCGCAGCAAUUGAAAAAACCUAUAUGCCCUUUUUGCCAUGACGAAUUCUCAAAUUAUUUUGAACUAAGCGAACACAUGGACGGUAAGAUGGACGAGACAAAUCAAAUCAUUUGUUGCGUUUGCAAAAAGAGUUUCGCACGUAAGAGGUAUUUACGUUAUCAUCAGAAAUGCCAUUUGGAAAGGACCAAGUUCACGUGCGACAUUUGUACGAAAAAAUAUACAAGGUUAGACAAUCUAACACGACACAAUACUUUCCACGUUAAUCCCGAUAAAUUUCCGUGCACGUCAUGCGAGAAAACGUUUGCACGAAAGGAUCUUCUUAAUAAGCAUUUAAAGUGUCACGAGAACAGGCAUCGUUAUUAUUGCGAGGAUUGUGAUAAAUAUUUUAAGGGUCAAGUGACCUUGGAUAAUCACAGAAAAUUUCAUCAUGCCGAGAUUGAGAAAUUAUAAAAGAAAAAGAAAAGAAAAAAAAAAAGAUAAACAAUGGAAACACACGUACACACGAACAAAAAGAAAA